AUGGCAAAACUAAACGUGUCGCGUGUGGAUGGUCCGCUGCUUGGCCCAUUUAUUAUCACUAUCAACCGUUGCCUUGGCUUUCAAAUUCCAGUAAAGUUUUCCCGGCUUCUACAGACAAAAAAAAAAAAAAACGAAAAACAAAAACUCCGACAAUCUGAAGAAAAGCUGGAGGAAGAGAAGAUCGCUUAUCUAAUUGAAAAAUGCCCAGAUACGCGCCUUAUCCGUCAAAUCCACGCGCAUGUUCUGACUCGCCUCCUUCCCAUCUCUUCCGUCUCCUUCCUUCUCUCGAAAAUAGUUGGUUUUUGUGCUCUUUCUCGCCAUGGAGAUAUCAAUCAUGCUCGCAAAGUUUUCGCUCAAAACCCGAACCCAAAUAUAUUCUCUUGGAAUUCGCUUAUUCGGGGUUAUUCUUUUAUCGGAAGCCAAUCGAAAGAACCCAUUUUUUUGUAUAAAAAGUUGGUACGAAAAGGGUACCCUUCAGCUAAUACUUUUACCCUGGCUUUUGUGCUUAAGGCUUGCUCAAAUAUUUUGGCUUUUGAAGAGGGCCAGCAGGUUCAUGCCCAUAUUUUUCGGUCUGGGUUUGGUUCGAACCAGUUUGUACAAACUGGUUUAUUGAAUUUUUAUGCAAAAUGUGAAGAUAUUGGGCUUGCAGAGAAUGUGUUCGAUGAAAUACAAGAGAAAAACUUGGUAGCAUGGAGUACAAUGAUAAGUGGGUAUGCUAUGAUGGGAUUGGUCAAUGAGGCGUUUGGUGCGUUUCGGGAAAUGCAAAAGUUGGGUGUUGUUCCUGAUAAGGUUACAAUGGUGAGUGUGAUUUCUGCAUGUGCUGUGGCAGGGGCAUUGGGUAUUGGUAGGUGGGUUAACGUGUAUAUUGAGAAGCAGAUGAUUAAGACUGAUAUUAUGCUGAGUACUGCACUAGUUAACAUGUAUGCAAAGUGUGGGUGCAUUGAAAAAGCAAAAGAAAUUUUUGAGAGAAUGCCAGUAAAAGACCAGAAAGCUUGGAGCUCGAUGAUUGUUGGACUGGCAGUUCACGGCCUAGCAGAAGACGCUUUGGGAGCGUUUUCUAGGAUGGAAGAAUCAGAGGUUGAACCUAAUCAUGUUGCCUUUGUUGGCGUUUUAGCUGCUUGUGCCCAUAGUGGACUAGUUUCUGAGGGUAGAAGAUAUUGGUCAAGCAUGAUGGAGUCAGGAAUUGAACCAUCAAUAGAGCAUUAUGGUUGUAUGGUUGAUCUUUUCUGCCGAGCCUGCCUUGUUGAUGAGGCUUACAAUUUUGUUCAAACCAUGCCUUUCUCUCCAAAUCCAGUAAUUUGGCGAACAUUACUCAUUGGUUGCCAGAAGAACAAGAUGUUGCAUAAAGGUGAAAUUGCAGCUGAACAACUUCUUGCAUUAGAACCAUUGAAUACAGAGAACUAUAUUCUGCUGUCAAAUUUCUAUGCAUCAGUUUCACAGUGGGAGAAGAUGAGCCAUGUGAGAAAGAUGAUGAAGGAAAAGGGCAUGAAGGGAGUGCCAGGGUGUACCUCAAUUGAAAUUGAUGGCUUUGUGCAUGAGUUUGUGAUGGGAGACUGGUACCAUCCUGAGGCAAAGGAGAUAAGACAGGUUUUGAAGGAUAUUUCUGAGCGAGUUAGUGAUUCUGGGCAUGAACCACAUAUUUCUGAUGUGCUGCACAAUGUUGGUGAUGAAGAGAAAGGAAUUUACCUGUGUGAGCAUAGUGAGAGGCUUGCUAUUGCUUACGGACUUUUGAAGACUCAAGCACCAGUGCCAAUUAGAGUAGUAAAGAACCUAAGAGUUUGUAGUGAUUGCCAUGAAGUCACAAAGAUCAUCAGUAAACUUUAUGAGCGCGAAAUAAUUGUUAGAGAUAGAAUUCGGUUCCAUAAGUUUGUAAAUGGUAGUUGCUCUUGCAGGGAUUAUUGGUGACUUAAUUUUACUGAUCCUCCACUUCUUUUCUUUAAUAUCCUUACCAUUCUUGAAUAAACAUUAUCGUGUAGGCGAGAAUUGGAUCUGGUGA
Durio zibethinus is the source of this 1996-nucleotide messenger RNA. RefSeq names its product pentatricopeptide repeat-containing protein At5g48910-like. The record is from RefSeq and is a predicted model, not a curated record. Gene Ontology annotation, molecular function: protein binding; zinc ion binding; RNA binding. Lineage: Eukaryota; Viridiplantae; Streptophyta; Magnoliopsida; Malvales; Malvaceae. Gene Ontology annotation, biological process: RNA modification.